Molecule: messenger RNA, 2274 nt
Organism: Panicum virgatum (switchgrass)
Lineage: Eukaryota; Viridiplantae; Streptophyta; Magnoliopsida; Poales; Poaceae
Product: rab GTPase-activating protein 22-like
Exons: 5
Coding region: 226-1941 (571 amino acids)
Biological process (GO): activation of GTPase activity
Molecular function (GO): GTPase activator activity
Source: RefSeq, a predicted model, not a curated record
UUCUCCGUCGUGUCCCUUUGCUAAAAGCUUAAAGAGAAAAAAAACCAAAUCGGACAGUACUGUGCCCACGCAGCGCGCGGAGGGGCGGACGCCGGCGGCGAGAUCCUGCGGUGGCGGGGGAUGGCGGCGGGGAGGCGGGGGGCGGCGGAGUGGUGGCGCUAGUGGCGGGCAGACGUCGGGUGGGCGUGGGGUUCCGGGGACGCGGGGUAGGUGGGUGAGAGGGACAUGAAGGCGCUCCGGCGAUCCAGCACCUCGUCCUCGCCGUCGUCGUCGUCCUCGCCGACGGCCGCGUCCUCCCCGCCGUCCUCGUCGUGGAUCCACAUCCGGUCGCUCCUCGUCGCCGCCGCGUCCUCGUCCUCGUCGUCGUCCUCCUCCUCGGCGGCCGCGGCGGGGAGCGCGGUGGCCGUGGUGUCGUCUGCGGCGGCCGCCACGUCUUCGUCCGCGCCGGCAUCGUCCUCGCCACACUCGGAUCGAGGUGGUAUUAAAUCUCCAUGGUCCCGAAGGAAAAGAAAAAGAGCACUUUCUCGUGAACAGUGGGACAGUCUAUUUUCAGCAAAUGGGAAGCUUCGUGAUGGUGGAAAGAAGUUUCUCAAGAAAGUUCGCAGUGGAGGUAUUGAACCAGGCCUGCGGGCAGAAGUUUGGCCCUUCCUGUUAGGAGUCUAUGAUUUGAAUAGCUCUGAAGAAGAAAGGACCACUGUCAGGAUCAAGAAAAGGAAAGAGUAUGAAAAGCUGAGGCGGCAGUGCCAACAAAUUCUGACUGGCUGCAAGGGAAAUGGGUUGAAGGCAAUAACUGAAGUUAAUAAUGAGGAGUGUUCUAGUGUAGAGGGUACUGCUGAAGGAUCUGAAUCACCUUGUUUUGAAGAUGCCCAUGCUGUAUGUACUCCUGUUUCACUCGAGGAGCUGAAACCUGAACAUAAUGAAGCUGAGCAACCAGAGAACAUUGUAGAAUGUAUGGAAGAAGAGACAGAUGAAUUAAAUUAUGCAUAUCCAUGCAUAGCGGAGUCAGAGUCAUCUGAUUCUGAAUCAUCCGACGAGGAUGACCCUGGAAGGAUGUCUGUGUCUGGUGAAGAGAAUUGUGAUCCAGAUCCUAAAUUUACCAGGAGCACUUCAUUUAAGGCGGAUUUUUUUAGGUCUAGCAGAACCUCAGAGGACUUUGCCACAUGGCAGCGCAUCAUAAGGUUGGAUGCUAUCAGGUCAAACAGUGAAUGGAUUUUGUUCUCCCGCAACCAGGCUGAAGUUUCCAAAGAGAGAGCAAUGCAGUCUGCAGCAUCUGUUGGGUUGAAAGAUUAUGAUCACUUAGAACCCAGUAUGAUUUAUCAUGCUGCCCGAUUAGUCGGACUACUUGAAGCAUACGCAGUCUACGAUCCAGAGAUUGGCUACUGCCAAGGUAUGAGUGAUCUCUUAUCACCUAUCAUUGCAGUGAUGGAGGAGGAUGACGAAGCAUUUUGGUGCUUUGUGGGUUUCAUGAGGAAAGCAAGGCACAACUUCAGGCUUGAUGAGGUUGGAAUAAGAAGGCAGUUGAAAAUUGUCUCUCAGAUUAUCAAGCGCAAAGACUCGCACCUGUAUAGGCAUCUCCAGAAGUUGCAGGCUGAGGACUGUUUCUUUGUAUACAGAAUGGUAGUGGUUCUCUUCAGGAGAGAGCUCACUUUUGAGCAGACUGUAUGCCUGUGGGAAGUUAUGUGGGCUGAUCAGGCAGCCAUACGGGCUGGGAUCGGGAGGUCUACCUGGGGAAGAAUAAGGCUGCGUGCUCCACCAACCGAUGACCUGUUACUUUAUGCUAUUGCUGCAUGUGUCCUGCAGAGGAGGAAACUAAUAAUUGAGAAGUAUAGCAGUAUGGACGAGAUACUGCGAGAGUGCAACAGCAUGGCUGGGCAGCUAGAUGUCUGGAGGCUGCUAGAUGAUGCACAUGACCUUGUUGUUAACCUCCAUGAUAAAAUCUGAUCUGGUGGUAAGUGCUGUUUUCCGCCCUUGCUGUAGAACAGAUGUAGGCCUCAACAAAAAAAAAAUUGAGGUACCUUCGUUCCCGGCACAGAACUGAUGAAAAUAUUCUAUUAUCUACUAUUCGUUCCCGGCACAGAACCCACUUCUAGGUAUAGAGAAUGUUGUAACUUAGAGCGAGGACUUGAGUGUCCUUGCAGAGAAAUGGCUGAAAUACUGUUUGGCGUUACUGAGGCACUGUAAACUAUUCAUUGUUUAACCUGUUAUAGGUAAAAACAGAGUUUCCUGGGAUGGCAGUCCAUCCAUUUUAUGCAUCCAUGCUAAAGUUAACCAGUA